Juglans regia (Persian walnut) is the source of this 2155-nucleotide messenger RNA. Its product is annotated as rho guanine nucleotide exchange factor 8-like. NCBI's taxonomy places the organism in Eukaryota, Viridiplantae, Streptophyta, Magnoliopsida, Fagales, Juglandaceae. Gene Ontology annotation, molecular function: guanyl-nucleotide exchange factor activity. The record is from RefSeq and is a predicted model, not a curated record. The transcript has 7 exons. Bases 163 to 1824 code for a protein of 553 amino acids.
AUGCAAAUCCUAUCUCUAGCCUCUCAUUAAGUUAGGAGAAGGGGUUCUUCUCCUCUUUCUCCUAUAGAACAUCAUUAACUUUAGCUGUCGUGUAACCAAGUUAGUUUGUCCCAUAUCAUUGUCAUUUGGUUUGUUUCUCCCUUGGUUUCUUUUUGUUAAACUAUGGUCCGAGCCUUCGGACACCUAAACAGCGUACAGAAGUCCAGAUCAUUCAAUUUCAAGAAGAUGUUUGAUAUUCCAGGCCGGCAGGUUCAGAGUAUGAUCAUUGAGAAUGGGCAGGAUGGUUUAGAGGCUGCAGAAGAGAAGGUGCUUUCAAGAUGUCAUGAAACGAGGUUUUUAGGAAGUCCAUUGGAGCGCCACCAUAUUGGUUCGUCGGCUGAUCGUUGCAUGGGUCCAAUUUCACGGUUGGAUAGAAGUGGAGCUGGGGCAGGAAGUCCUCAAGCUGCCAGGCCAAAUUCAGAUAUGGAUAUGAUGAAGGACAGGUUUUCUAAGCUGCUUCUUGGUGAAGAUAUGUCGGGUGGUGGAAAGGGUGUUUCUUCGGCUUUGGCUUUGUCAAAUGCCAUCACAAACCUUGCUGCAUCUGUUUUUGGAGAAAAAUCGAAGCUGGAGCCCAUGUCUCCAGAGAGGAAAUCAAGAUGGAGAAAAGAAAUUGAGUGGCUUUUAUCUGUAACUGAUCACAUUGUGGAAUUUGUUCCUUCACAACAGAAAUCCAUGGAUGGAACAAAUAUGGAGAUAAUGGUGACAAAACAAAGAAGUGAUCUGCUCAUGAACAUUCCUGCACUCCGCAAGCUUGAUGCAAUGCUCAUUGGCUACCUGGAAAACUUUGGAAGCCAAAACGAGUUCUGGUAUGUGUCCAAAGAUGCCAAUGAAUCUGAGCAGGGUAACGCCGGUAGAAAUGAUGAUAAAUGGUGGUUACCCACUGUUAAAGUUCCAUCGAAUGGACUAUCCAAUGUCUUCCGAAAAUGGCUGCUCUUUCAGAAAGAAUCUGUGAACCAAGUACUAAAGGCAGCCAUGGCAAUAAAUGCUCAAGUAUUGUCAGAAAUGGAGAUCCCUGAAAGCUAUAUUGAAUCCCUGCCAAAGAAUGGGAGAGCAAGCCUUGGAGACUCGAUCUAUAAGAGCAUUACAGUAGAGUACUUUGAUCCAGGGCAAUUCCUCUCAACCAUGGACUUGACCACGGAGCAUAAAGUGCUUGACCUUAAGAACAGAAUCGAGGCCUCGAUUGUGAUUUGGAAGAGGAAGAUGCACAGCAAGGAUGGAAAGUCUGCUUGGGCUUCAGGUGUGAGCUUGGAGAAGAGAGAACUCUUUGAAGAAAGAGCAGAAACCAUCUUACUCCUACUUAAGCAGCGGUUUCCAGGACUUCCACAAUCUGUACUUGACAUAUCGAAGAUCCAAUAUAAUAUGGAUGUGGGACAGGCUAUUUUAGAGAGCUAUUCAAGGAUAAUAGAAAGCUUAGCAUUCAAUGUCCUGUCCAGAAUUGAGGAUGUCCUGUAUGCUGAUUCUCGCACUCAAAAACCACUACAAGCAGAACCCAACAGGAACAGUGCAGUGGAUUCUUCACCAUUGGCUCGUGAAGAGAUAGACAAGUGGUGUUCUUCCGAGGCACCGAAUUCAAGGACACUAUCGGAUUUCAUGGGUUGGAAUUGGGAUAAGGGAGCAACUGAAAUGAAGAAGAAUUACCCAACAGGCAAUGUGGACAGCUACUUUAAAGAAGAAAAUGACAGGUAUAAGAGCAAACUUGGGAACGUUGUGACCGCCAAGAAGAUGUCCUAUUUAGAGAAGCUUGAGAACCUGAGUGGACUAAGAAGUCCAACGGCUCGCCAUUAGUGCCAGUAGCAAAAGAUGACAAAGAAAGGAAGAAAAAUACAAUUGAGAUAGAGAGGGAGUGAAAUGUAGGGCUAACAAAUUAUAUCUGCAAGUCAGUGUGGAAGACAUACGCUGUAAAUCAAAUUUUGUCAUGGCAAGUGUGUGGAAGGUGUCUUACGAAACAGACUUGCAAGUAGAAGGACGACUCAAGCUAAAAGCUAAAAGUGUAAAUAUCCAGACCCAUGUAGGAUUCGGUUGAGUUAGUAAUUCUUGUCUUCGUGCUUCCUUCCGAGCGUGGAAAGGGAAGUCUGCAUUUUAUUAGUGCGGUUGAUGCACUUGGAAUGCACUUUAA